AUGAGAUGGAGAAGUUUGAUGCUUUUUCUUUUCUUUUUAUUUCUUUCGUUGAUCUUUCUUUCUUUCUUUCUUUCUUUCUUUCUUUCUUUCUUUCUUUCUUUCUUUCUUUCUUUCUUUUUUUCUUUCUUGUUUGUCGCCUUCUCUUUUAGUAACUUAAGUUUCUCCCAUUGUAAGUUCUUUCUUUCUUUCUUUCUUUCUUUCUUUCUUUCUUUCUGUUGCAUUUUUCAAGUUGUUUUUGUCGUGCAUUCUCAUAACUUUCCUUUUUUCCGUUUUUUUUUUCAUCUUGAAUUUCUUCAUUUCCUUCAUCUUUAUUUUCUUCUGUUCUUUUCUCUUCGCUUUCUUUUUCUUCUUUCUUUUCACUUCCUUAUUUCUGGUUCACUAUCUUCUUUUCCUUCCUCUUCACUUUCUUAUUUUAUUUCGUUUUCGAUUUCUUCAUUUCCUCUUUAUUUUAUUUUCUCUUACGUUUUCAAUUUAAUCUUUUUCUUCCUUUUCCCUUUCUUAUUUUCCUUCCUCUUCAAUUUCUCUCUUUUUCUUUUUCUCUUCCUCUUCACUUUCUUAUUUAUUUCCUUCGACUCCUCUCUCAUCCUUUUCUCUCUCGACGCUUUCUAUCUUUCCUUCUUUUUUUUCUUCUAUUUCUCGAUUCUUUUUCUUUCUACGUCUUCUAAUGUACUUUGUUUAAUUCUUCUUCUUCUUCUUCUUCUUCAAAUCCUCCUCCUUCUUCUUCUCCUCCUCCUCUUUUUCUCCUCCUCCUUCUUCUUCUUCUUCACAUCGUCUUUCUUCUUCUCCUCCUCCUCUUUCUUCACCUCCUCUUUCUUCUCCUCCUCCUCCUUCUUCUUCUUCUCCUCCUCCUCUUUAUUCUCCUCCUUCUUCACAUCCUCCUCUUUAUUCUCCUCCUUCUUCACAUCCUCCUCCUCCUUCUUCCUCUUCUUCUUCUACUCCUCCCCUCCUCUUUAUUCUCCUCCUCCUUCUUCUACUUCAAAUCCUCCUUUUUCUUCUCCUCCUCCUCCUCCUCUUUAUUCUCCUCCUGCUUCUUCUUCUUCACAUCGUCUUCUUCUCCUCCUCUUUCUUCUCCUCCUCUUUCUUCUCCUCCUCCUCCUUCUUCUUCUUCUUUUCUCCUCCUCCUCUUUAUUCUCCUCCUUCUUCACAUCCUCCUCCUUCUUCUUCUUCUUCUUCCUCUUCUUCUUCUACUACUACUCCUCCUUCUUCUUCUUCUUCACAUCCUCCUCCUUCUUCUUCCUCUUCUUCUUCUUCUUCUUCUCCUCCUCCUCUUUAUUCUCCUCCUCCUACUUCUUCUUUUUCUCCUACUCCUCCUUCUUCUUCUUCUUCACAUCCUCCUUCUUCUUCUUCUCCCCUCCUCUUUAUUCGCCUCCUCCUAGUUCUUCUUCUUCUUCUCUUUAUUCUCCUCCUACUUCUUCUUCUUCACAUUCUUCUUCUUCUUCUCUUUAUUCUACUCCUCCUCCUUCUUCUUCUACUUUUCCUGCUCCUCCUCCUCUUUAUUCUUCUUCUUCUUCUUCUUCUUUCUUCUUCUUCUCCUCUUCCUCCUUCUUCUUCAUGUAA
Molecule: messenger RNA, 1557 nt
Organism: Acanthosepion pharaonis
Lineage: Eukaryota; Metazoa; Mollusca; Cephalopoda; Sepiida; Sepiidae
Source: the annotation of a GenBank genome assembly